Messenger RNA from Scomber japonicus (chub mackerel), 2046 nucleotides. Its product is annotated as zinc finger protein 260-like. The transcript is spliced from 5 exons. The record is from RefSeq and is a predicted model, not a curated record. Gene Ontology annotation, cellular component: nucleus. Bases 1 to 2046 code for a protein of 681 amino acids. Gene Ontology annotation, biological process: regulation of transcription by RNA polymerase II. Gene Ontology annotation, molecular function: DNA-binding transcription factor activity, RNA polymerase II-specific; RNA polymerase II cis-regulatory region sequence-specific DNA binding. NCBI's taxonomy places the organism in Eukaryota, Metazoa, Chordata, Actinopteri, Scombriformes, Scombridae.
AUGGAACAAUCAUCCUCUGCUGCCACUGAUAAACAGAAACAAACAGGACCGCACCGUGAAAAAGCCCUCACAACAUCACAAUGUUUAAAAAGAGCUGACACACGAGAGAAACAUCACAGCUGUGACCAAUGUGGGAAAGUGUUCACUAGAAAGAGUUAUCUAAAAGUCCAUGAACGUAUUCACACUGGAGAGAAACCGUACAGCUGUGACCAGUGUGGGAAAGCUUUCCCUUUAAAGAGUACUCUAAAACUCCACCAGAAUGUUCAUCUUGAAAAGAAACCAUACUGUUGUGGGCAAUGUGGGAAAGCUUUCUCUACAAAUACUGCAUUAAAAAUACACUACCGCAUUCACACAGGCGAGAAACCACAUAGUUGUGCCCAAUGUGGACGGACUUUUACUCAAGAGAGUGGCCUAACUCGCCAUCAACGCGUCCAUACUGGAGAGAAACCGUACCAGUGUGACCAGUGUGGGAAUUCUUUUGCUUGCGACAGUCAUUUAAAACGCCACCAACGCAUUCACACUGGAGAGAAACCGUACCAGUGUGACCAGUGUGGGAAUUCUUUUGCUAUAGACGAAUAUUUAAAACGCCACCAACACAUUCACACUGGAGAGAAACCACACAAGUGUGACCAGUGUGGGAAGGCUUUUUCCAGAGAUGUUGAUCUAAAAAGCCACCAACGCAUUCACACUGGAGAGAAGCCGUACAGUUGUGCACAAUGUGGGAAAGCUUUCACUACAAAAAGUUAUCUAACGAAUCACCAACGCAUUCACACUGGAGAGAAGCCGUACAGUUGUGCACAAUGUGGGAAAGCUUUCACUACAAAAAGUGAUCUAACGAGACACCAUCGCACCCACGCAGGAGCGAGGCCGUACAUCUGUGACCUGUGUGGGAAAAAGCUCAGUACCAAUAACUCUCUACAAAACCACCGACGCACUCACACUGGAGAGAAGCCUUACUGCUGUGACCAAUGUGGGAAAGUGUUCACUAGAAAGAGUUAUCUAAAAGUCCAUGAACGUAUUCACACUGGAGAGAAACCGUACAGCUGUGACCAGUGUGGGAAAGCUUUCCGUUUAAAGAGUACUCUAAAACUCCACCAGUGCGUUCACACUGGAGAGAAACCACACAAGUGUGACCAGUGUGGGAAGGCUUUUUCCAGAGAUGCUGAUCUAAAAAGCCACCAACGCAUUCACACUGGAGAGAAGCCGUACAGUUGUGCACAAUGUGGGAAAGCUUUCACUACAAAAAGUAAUCUAACGAAUCACCAACGCACCCACGCAGGAGCGAGGCCGUACAUCUGUGACCUAUGUGGGAAAAAGUUCAGUGCCAAUAAGUCUCUACAAGUCCACCAACGCAUUCACACUGGAGAGAAACCGUUCAGCUGUGACCAAUGUGGACUAGCUUUCAUCGAUGAACGUAAUUUAAAAAUGCAUCAACGCGUCCACACUGGAGAGAAACCACACAAGUGUGACCAGUGUGGGAAGGCUUUUUCCAGAAAUGUUGAUCUAAAAAGCCACCAGCGCAUUCACACUGGAGAGAAACCGUACCAGUGUGACCAGUGUGGGAAUUCUUUUGCUAGAGACAGUGAUUUAAAACGCCACCAACGCAUUCACACUGGAGAGAAACCGUUCAGCUGUGACCAAUGUGGACUAGCUUUCAUCGCUGAACGUAAUUUUAAAAUGCAUCAACGCGUCCACACUGGAGAGAAACCACACAAGUGUGACCAGUGUGGGAAGGCUUUUUCCAGAGAUGCUGAUCUAAAAAGCCACCAGCGCAUUCACACUGGAGAGAAGCCGUACAGUUGUGCACACUGUGGGAAAGCUUUCACUACAAAAAGUAAUCUAACGAGACACCAUCGCACCCACGCAGGAGCGAGGCCGUACAUGUGUGACCUAUGUGGGAAAAAGCUCAGUACCAAUAAGUCUCUACAACUCCACCGACGCACUCACACUGGAGAGAAGCCUUAUUGGUGUGAGCAGUGUGGGAAAACCUUCAUUACAAGCAGUCAUCUACAGAUCCACCGACGCAGUCACUCAGCAUCGCAUUGA